This is a messenger RNA of Vitis vinifera (wine grape), 1365 nucleotides long. Its product is annotated as GDSL esterase/lipase At1g71691. The transcript is spliced from 5 exons. The coding region runs from base 77 to 1201 and encodes 374 amino acids. The record is from RefSeq and is a predicted model, not a curated record. Gene Ontology annotation, molecular function: hydrolase activity, acting on ester bonds. Lineage: Eukaryota; Viridiplantae; Streptophyta; Magnoliopsida; Vitales; Vitaceae.
AGCGACACUCCGCAGCUCCCAGUGCUUUUUUUUUUUCAACCCCACCUUACUCUCUGUUAGCGUCUUUCUAUCUCUGAUGGCUAAGUUUUGGGUAUGUUUCUUGUGUUUGUUGUUGGUGGGGAGUUUAGUUUCAGGCCAAGAUGAUGAUCAGUUUAGUCCAGGAGGGGCAAAGAGAGAGAUGGUUCCUGCGAUGUUUAUCUUUGGAGACUCUCUCAUUGACAAUGGGAAUAACAAUAACCUUCCUUCUUUUGCAAAGGCCAACUAUUUUCCCUAUGGGAUUGAUUUUGAAGGAGGCCCUACUGGACGAUUCUCCAAUGGUUACACCAUGGUUGACGAAAUAGCUGAACAGCUAGGACUACCUCUCACUCCUGCAUAUUCUGAAGCUUCUGGAGAGGAAGUGCUUCAUGGUGUCAACUUUGCCUCAGCAGCUGCUGGAAUACUGGACAUCACUGGAAGAAACUUUGUGGGGCGCAUACCAUUUAACCAACAGAUACGCAACUUUGAGAACACGCUCGAUCAAAUUACCGACAAUCUUGGAGCUGAUAAUGUGGCUGAGGCAAUAGCAAAGUGCAUAUUCUUUGUGGGAAUGGGCAGCAAUGACUACCUAAACAACUAUCUCAUGCCCAACUAUGCGACUAGGAAUCAGUAUAAUGGCCAACAAUUUGCGAACCUUUUGAUUCAACAGUACAAUAGGCAACUCAAUACCCUUUACAAUCUUGGAGCCCGGAGGUUUGUCCUGGCUGGGCUGGGAAUUAUGGGUUGCAUUCCAAGCAUCCUAGCUCAAAGUCCGACUAGCCGCUGCUCGGACGACGUGAACCAUCUCAUUCUACCAUUUAAUGCAAACGUGAGGGCGAUGGUUAACAGACUCAAUUCCAAUCUCCCUGGGGCUAAGUUCAUUUACAUUGACGUCUACCGCAUGUUCCAAGAUAUCCUUUCCAACUCAAGAAACUAUGGAUUUAGUGUUAUAAACCGUGGUUGUUGUGGAAUUGGGCGAAACAGUGGGCAGAUUACAUGUCUUCCAUUCCAAACUCCAUGCUCAAACCGAGAACAGUAUGUGUUCUGGGAUGCUUUCCACCCAACAGAAGCCGUGAACAUCAUAAUGGGGAGGAAGGCAUUUAACGGGGAUAAGAGCGCUGUUUACCCCAUGAACAUAGAGCAGCUUGCCAAUCUCGAUCUCGAGCCGAACGAACAGAAACCCUAGCUUGCUGUGCUAAUGAUCCAUGCAUGUCUUGAAUGUACUUGUUCUAUCUAUGGGGCUAUUUCAUUGUUAUAAGAGCAGAAAUUAAUUAAGUGUUAGAAAAUCAGAAAUUUGUUUGUGGGUGCAUGCGUGCUAAUUUAAUUGGAAGUUGGAACAACUUUUGUCUA